Tachysurus fulvidraco (yellow catfish) is the source of this 891-nucleotide messenger RNA. Its product is annotated as kelch-like protein 10. The transcript has 2 exons. NCBI's taxonomy places the organism in Eukaryota, Metazoa, Chordata, Actinopteri, Siluriformes, Bagridae. The coding region runs from base 85 to 612 and encodes 175 amino acids. The record is from RefSeq and is a predicted model, not a curated record. Gene Ontology annotation, molecular function: protein binding.
ACUGUUCUAGAAUCUUUACAGCUUCAUCAGAAUAACAGAACAUUACCCAGAAGACUUUUACUGAGAAAUACAACAAACGCAAAUAUGAAAUACUACAAACGCAACGGACGGGAUUGGGACAUCAUCAUAGCGGUCGAAGGCACUCAUUUCCAGGCUCACAGAUUAGUGCUGCUGGAAUUGAGCCCUUAUUUCAGCACUCUGUUCUCAAGGUGGAGCAGCCCGAACCAGAUCAUAUACACCAUCCAUGGCGUGGCUCCAUACAUAAUGAACUACAUCAUCCGGUACGCUUACACGAAGCGGAUCAGAAUCACGCACAGAAACGUGAAGGAUCUGGCGGCUGCAGCCGAUUAUCUGUUGGUGAGUGACGUCGUUCAACUCUGCUGCAAGUUUCUGGAGAAGAUGUUCUGCCCACAUAACUGCCUUGAUAUAUGGGGUUUUGCCCAUAUAUACUCCUGGCACAAUCUGUGUUUUAAAGCAGCUAUAAUAGCGGCGAUUUUCCUGCGAUAUAACUAUGCUAUUUCUGUACCCAAAUCAAAUUUCUGGCCACACUCCUCCUUGGGCGGUGUGGGCGUCUGCACUAAAAGAAGGUCUCAAAAUCCGUACACAGCCUGACUGAGAAGAACAGUAACCAAGCCUGGAACUUUGCCUCCAGACCAUGCACACAUACACAAAUACACACAAAAACACUAACACACACUUUUUUUUUUUGCGUCCUUUAUAUUUUUUUACUGUAAAAGGUUGUGGUUUUAUUUGGUGUAAGUUUGGGGUUUUUAGAGACAAAGAGCUGAAGUGACACCUGAUCCAUGCUUUUUGUAAUCUCUCUCUCUCUCUCUCUCUCUCUCUCUCUCUCUCUCUCUCUCUCUCUCUCUCUCUCUCUCUCUCUCUCUCUCU